ACUUAGUAUACUUAGCACUUAGCUGAGGACUAUCUUUCUGACAAAAACACCAACAAAUUGACAAGAUCAUAUAACAUUUCUAGCUUAGUAAAAAGACAUUCGAGUUUUCUAAAAACUAAAUUUCACACCCGUCAAAAUGGUCGAGAUCAGCCCCGCGUUCAAGAAGGCCCAGGAGGACUCCAAGAAGCUCACCUCCAAGCCUAGCAACGAAGACCUGCUCGAGCUCUACGGUCUCUUCAAGGUUGGCAAUGCCGAGGACUUCAGCAAGGCCGAGAAGCCCGGUGUCUUUGACUUGAAGAACAAGUACAAAUACCAAGCCUGGCAGAAACUCGUCGACGAGGGCGUCACCCCCGAGGAUGCACAAGAGCGCUACGUCAAGAAAGUCGAGGAGCUGAAGAAGACGUACGGCUUUGACGAGAGCAAGGUCCCCGAGGCCGUUGGAAGCUCUUAGAUAUAUCGUGGAUAUAAUUAAGACGGCAAGAGCAACAGCCGUCAUAAUACGUUGCUCAUUUUUCUUUUUUCAGCCAAUCGAUUAGUCAUGUUCCGGGGAAGACGGUACGCUUGUGUCGCAAAGAAAGAGUAGGGUCCUCGUGCUUGCGGGUACGGAUGGCGAAAGACUAUAGAAUCGUCAUAGCAAUGCUAGAUUAAUCCGUUAAUCUAUAAAUACACGUGAAUUCACCAAUAAA
Messenger RNA from Hypoxylon trugodes, 686 nucleotides. Its product is annotated as acyl-CoA-binding protein. Gene Ontology annotation, molecular function: long-chain fatty acyl-CoA binding. The transcript has 4 exons. Gene Ontology annotation, biological process: fatty acid metabolic process. NCBI's taxonomy places the organism in Eukaryota, Fungi, Ascomycota, Sordariomycetes, Xylariales, Hypoxylaceae. The record is from RefSeq and is a predicted model, not a curated record. The coding region runs from base 137 to 451 and encodes 104 amino acids.